UCACUCAGUCACUCACACACUCACUGAUAGACACAGAAGUGAGUAAAGCGGUGUGCAGCGUGUCAUUGCAGCAAGCUUUAGGAGCAGCAUACGGCACUGUGGAGCGACUUUACAGGAACAAAGCUACACAAUGCUUGUGUGAAGAGCUGCAUGUGUGCGUCUGCCUGUGUGUGUAUGUGUUAUUCUUUACUGCUUCUGUGUAAGUGUGCAAAUCGUUAAAGCUGAGUGAAGCGGAGCGCCAUGCAGUGCCAAGCCGAGUUCCGGCUCGCCCAACCCGCGCAGCUCAAAGCGUCCCGGCGGCGUUACAAGACCUUCAUGAUCGACGAGAUUCUGGCCAAGGAGACAUGCGAUUACUUAGAGAAGCUCUCUCUAUACUCCGUGUGUCCUUCCCUGGUGGUCCGACCCAAAGCCCUACACUCCUGCUCCGGCUCGUCAUCACUCAGCACAUACCCCUUGCUGUCUGUCAUCACCCGUCAGCCCCACAGCAGCCUGCCACACAUUCCCCAGCCCUCGCCCCCAGGCCGGGUCACCCACCUGCCCAUCAUGUCACCCCAGCAUGCGCUGCCAGGAGAGCCGGUGCCUAGCGAGACGCCCGUCAGCAUCAGCAGCGAAUCAGAGACAGAGCACAGCGCUACCCGGCUAAAGAAGCCACGUCGCAGUCGCACCAUCUUCACCGAGCUGCAGCUCAUGGGUCUGGAGAAGAAGUUUCAGAAGCAGAAGUACCUCUCCACUCCUGACAGAUUGGACCUGGCUCAGUCUCUCGGUCUCACCCAGCUCCAGGUCAAGACUUGGUACCAGAACAGACGCAUGAAAUGGAAGAAAAUGGUGCUAAAAGGAGGACAUCAGGCACCUACGAAGCCUAAAGGCCGACCCAAAAAGAACUCCAUCCCCACCACGGAAGAGAUCGAGGCAGAGGAACGACGGCUCGCGCAACUGGCUGAAGAUGAUGAGAGGCUGAGUGGGGAAUUCGAAACACAGGGAGAAGUGUUUCAGGCACAACCACAAGACCUGAGCACAAGCAGGCAGAUUGAGAUUCUCCAUUCCCUGAAUCUGGAGGCAUCAGAUGGAGUACAGCUUCCCCAGUUAACACCACAGAGCUAAAUUAGCGUCUACGUCGUGCCAAAGACUGACAGCACCAAAAAGUACUUAGUGGUUCAUAUCGCUAAAGCGCCAAAGACAUGAAAAGACGUUGUGUCUCGUUUAAGGAGCAGUGCUUCACUCUGUAAUGUUGCUUUACAUACUACAUUGGCUCCUUUUUCAGUAUUUUAUGAUCCUCACAUGCAGCCAAAUGCACUUCAGCAAAAUUCUCCUAAAGCUGGUUCCCCGUGUACCAAACGGACAAACAGUAAGUGUUUAUGUUUUAUUUUUCCUGAGCGAAUUGCUCUCCUACACCAUAAUGGCUGCCUGCUUUAUUGCCUCUGUUGAAUUGGUGUCGUCUGUGUACAGCUGUGUCUCUGUUCUCUGCCAAAGAUCAUAUAUCUGAAAUACUGAAAUGCCCUUAGAGGUAUUAGUGCCUUUUUAUUGUCACAUUCAAAUGCUUUUUUUUUUUUUUCAUUUAAUGCCAAAUAUGAAUGAACACAUGUACACUUGUACAGGUGGUCAUUAUGUAUAUGCUUUGUAAAGGAAGGUUAGUAAAGGGUGGGAGGGGUCACAAAUAAAUUAAUAGAAUAAAAUAUGUUAUUAUUAUUAUUAUUAUUAUUAUUAUUAUUAUUAUUAUUAUUAUUAUUAUUAUUAUUAUUAUUAUUAUUUCCCCCAAAGAAGAUUUUGGGAAGCUGAAAUCUGUUCAGCUGUGAAAAGAUUUUUUUUUUUUUUUUU
Tachysurus vachellii is the source of this 1815-nucleotide messenger RNA. RefSeq names its product BARX homeobox 2 (gene barx2). Gene Ontology annotation, molecular function: DNA-binding transcription factor activity, RNA polymerase II-specific; DNA binding. The transcript is spliced from 4 exons. Bases 241 to 1101 code for a protein of 286 amino acids. The record is from RefSeq and is a predicted model, not a curated record. NCBI's taxonomy places the organism in Eukaryota, Metazoa, Chordata, Actinopteri, Siluriformes, Bagridae. Gene Ontology annotation, biological process: regulation of DNA-templated transcription.